UCCUCUUCCCCUCUAUUUCUACAGAAUCGAACUGUUUUUUUUUUUUUCCUUUUCUCCCUUUUAGCUCUGAAUGAUAUCUCCUUUGUCAUAAACCAAAACAGAAUUCAAUUCAAAGUUAUUAAGCUAUAUUUGCUUCUCAUAGCUCAAAUUUGCUACACUAAUUUGCAUUUAAGAAGCAGCAAACCCAUUCCAUGGCUUCUUCUACGUUAUCAAAGAAGCAGAAAAAGAGAGACAAAUACUCACUUGCCGAGCUCAAAACCCUAGGUCAUCAGCUUCUUUCUUCAAGAGCUCACGUUAACAAUCUUCCUCUCCUCCUCUCAUUCAUCACCCCCACCACUCGACCCCAAUACGCCCUCGAAUCUCUCCUUUCUCUUCAAUCUUUCUUCACUCCUUUGCUUCCUCAACUCCCUUCUUCUUCUGUCUCCUCCUCCGACUCCCAAAAUGAUCCUGAGUUCAUUUAUCGAAUAUGGGUUCGUUCCAAGUUUGACGACUUCGUUCAAUCCCUACUGGAUAUUGCUAUCUGUUCACAAUCCGAUGAAGCACUUAGAGAAGUUGUGUUGGACACGUUGAUGGAGUUUGUGAAAGUUGGAAAUGGUGGAAAGUUUCACUCUGCUAUUUACCACAGGCUUCUUCAUAUCUUUGUAAGUUACAGCUUAUUUGGAUGGUGGUUACCCAUCAUUUCAUAAUGUAUAGUUUUGUACUGUAUAUUAAU
This is a messenger RNA of Nicotiana tabacum (common tobacco), 712 nucleotides long. Lineage: Eukaryota; Viridiplantae; Streptophyta; Magnoliopsida; Solanales; Solanaceae. The record is from RefSeq and is a predicted model, not a curated record.